AACAUUUUGACAUGCGUCAUUGUCCAAAAUGUAUCUUUCGUCGGCGGUCGCAAACUAAGUAAAAACAAUAAUUAUCGAAAUUUUAAGUGCGCCUCAUACAUAGGUCAUGGAAUUUUUGAGGCGGCUCCAAUCAAAUCCAAAAUUCCCCGCCAUAAUAGCCACCUUAUCUUAUAGCUUAUUGACCCUAUGUAGUGCAGGAGGCUUGUUAUAUUACUACACACAAAUUGUAAAUAAUGAAUUCAAUCACUGGCCAUUGAUUGCAUAUUUGCUCAUGUUGGCUAACGGACUGACUGGAUAUACUGAAUUCUUUGAUGAAGAUUCAUUCUGUCCAUUGCGUGACUUAUUGGAUUAUUGUCAAGUAGUAUUGGUCCUGCCAUGUUACGCCGCGGAACUGUGGACUAAAUCAGAAAUGGGACCUGCCGAGGUAGCUUACGUUCAUGCUGGGCUAGGAUUUUUAGCAGCUGCCAUGUUUGUCGUAACUGAGUUCAGAAGACAAGACCUUACCGACCUAGCAAUUUUUACUAACGGUUUUAGUACUUUUGGUGUCGGAAUUUUAUCCAAAAAUCCACUAGCAUUUCUUGCCGGAUUGUGUUUCUUUUUAGGAUAUUACUGGUACAAGCGCUCAGAAGAUCAAUGUUGUUUGGCGCCCCAAGAUAAAUUUAACUUUAUUAUGGCCCUGUUUGCUAUUAUAUCUGUAUUAUCCUUCGACCAGAAUGUCGUUGAGAGUAUUCAAUCACUCAUACCGGAAGGAUUAUUUGCAAGUGAAUCGGAAUCUAGCCCCUGGAGCCUCAAUAAAUAAAUCUUGGGAUCACUCAAGGAAGGACCUAGACAUACAUACAAGGUUCACCUUAAUUUCUCUAAAGGGUAGAAAAAUUAAGGUCAACCUUUUUCAAAUUAUGUGUACAGGAAAUUACAUUAAAUAUAAAUCUACGAAAAAGAUUGGUACGGUUUUAUAUGUAUUAUGGAGGACACGUGCAAGUUAACUGAAUCCUUUUAAAAUGUGGGUAUACCGUAGAAGUUGACAAAGUUGUUUUAAUUUCAAAUAUAAUUUUGAACUGUUAUUGGUGUUUAACAUAAAUUAAAUACAGUAAACACCACCUUAAACAAACUUUUUAUAUAAUUUAAUAUUUAAAAUAAUAUUUUUUAUUAAUAUACUAUUAAAAAACAA
This is a messenger RNA of Sitophilus oryzae (rice weevil), 1168 nucleotides long. RefSeq lists its product as uncharacterized. The coding region runs from base 107 to 799 and encodes 230 amino acids. Lineage: Eukaryota; Metazoa; Arthropoda; Insecta; Coleoptera; Curculionidae. The record is from RefSeq and is a predicted model, not a curated record. The transcript is spliced from 5 exons.